Molecule: messenger RNA, 594 nt
Organism: Malania oleifera
Lineage: Eukaryota; Viridiplantae; Streptophyta; Magnoliopsida; Santalales; Ximeniaceae
Exons: 1
Coding region: 1-594 (197 amino acids)
Source: RefSeq, a predicted model, not a curated record
AUGGAUUCAAAUCUUAAACUUACAACAACAAAUUCUACUCUCUAUGAAGAUCCUUCAGCUUAUAGAAGGAUGAUUGGAAGAUUAUUGUACCUAACAAUCACUAGACCUAAUCUUGCAUAUUCAGUUCAAGUUCUAAGUCAAUUCCUUGUCAAACCAGUUGUUAGUCAUUACCAAGCAACUAUUAGAGUCCUCAAAUAUCUAAAGGCCACACCUAGACAAGGUAUUUUCUUCUCCUCUUCAUCAAAAUUGCAGCUAAAGGCCUUCUCAAACAGUGACUGGGCAGGGUGUGUUGAUACUAGAAGGAGUGUAACAGGUUUUGCCAUUUUCCUGGGCAACUAUUUGAUCUCAUGGAAAAGUGAAAAGCAGGCUACCAUUAGCAGAUCUUCUGCAGAAGCAGAAUAUCGAGCCCUUGUUACAACAACAUGUGAAAUUCAAUGGCUCAUUUUUGCCUUACAAGACUUAAAUAUCAGUCACCAACAACCAACACAUACAGACAGUAAAUCAACAUUAUCUAUUGCUACCAAUCCAGUUCAGCAUGAGAGAACAAAACACAUUCAAAUUGACUACCAUCUUGUUAGAGAAAAGCUGCAGUAA